This is a messenger RNA of Geodia barretti, 543 nucleotides long. NCBI's taxonomy places the organism in Eukaryota, Metazoa, Porifera, Demospongiae, Tetractinellida, Geodiidae. The record is from the annotation of a GenBank genome assembly.
GCCAGGACUAAUAUAUCUCUGAGUAGGACAAACCUUCAGAUUGCUAUCGUGGACAACGAAACAGCUCCUGUGAUAGUAGAACUGGAAAAGACAGGAUACACUGCAUCAGAGAGUCACCCCUUGAUUAUCAUCUGUGCAGUCAUCACCGACAAUAGCUCAGAUUGUGCAGUGGAAUUUCAGUUUGAAGUGAUGCUUACAGUUAAUGCUACCACUGAAGAUUUUUCUGAAACUCAACUUCCUCUGGUGUUUGCUGCUUGUGAAGCAAUAGCCUGUGCCGAAGUAGAAGUUGAGGAUGAUAGUAUUGCUGAGACAGAUGAAUCAUUCUCUGUCAUGCUGGAGAGAUCUGAUAGCCUAGACAGCAGGAUUGAGCUGUCAGCUUCUAUUGCAAAUCUAACUAUUGAAGGGGACGAUGAUGCUAUGGUUGUUGGGUUUAACUCCACCACAUACACUGGGACUGAGACAGCCGGACAUGCUAGAGUGUGUGUUGAAGUCUCAAACCCUUCUUCUGGUGGAGCUGUCAGACCAUUCAGCAUCACCAUGUUU